Messenger RNA from Dendronephthya gigantea, 338 nucleotides. RefSeq names its product alpha-2Db adrenergic receptor-like. Gene Ontology annotation, biological process: G protein-coupled receptor signaling pathway. The transcript has 2 exons. Gene Ontology annotation, cellular component: membrane. Lineage: Eukaryota; Metazoa; Cnidaria; Anthozoa; Malacalcyonacea; Nephtheidae. Gene Ontology annotation, molecular function: G protein-coupled receptor activity. The record is from RefSeq and is a predicted model, not a curated record. The coding region runs from base 6 to 338 and encodes 110 amino acids.
UUUACAUGUGGAUCAAUAUAUUUGCCGAGUCCGCGUCGAUUCAUACAUUGACGUGGAUAAGUUGUGAUCGAUACCUUAAGAUCAGUAAGCCAUUGCGGUAUAACGUAAUCAUGACCACGAAAAAGUCGAAAAUUGUGAUCACCAUAAUUUGGAUAAUUUCAACAGCGUAUGCCACGUAUGGAUCUCUCAUUAAAACUUUUUACAAUGAAAUUUCACACGAUUUGACAGCAUUUAUUCUGCCCCCUUUUAACAGUGUUUGUAAUCCGAUAAUAUACGCAUGUUUUGAUAAAAGAUUCAGAGAGGCGUUCAAACGACUCUUCACACGAUUGUGGCGAUGA